AAAAAAUUCCCAUUUUCCCACACAAAAAAUGCGAUUCAUCGAUUGAAAUCUUUCACGAACCCUAAUCCCAAAUAUUUGAUCAACUCCUUUUCGCUCAAAACUCACUCCAGCUGGCCGGAGAAUGAUUUAAUUUUUGUGGUUCCGGAUAAAAACGAUUGAAUUUUCUGUCUUAUGAUGAUCCGUUGGAAGGGGAGAUUAUUGUUGAUUUUCGUUGAUUGUAGUCGAAUUUUGAAGUUUACACGGUGAAAAAAUCUUGAUGUUUGGAUGAUCUAAUCGGAGGAAAGGAUCGCGAGGGUGUGGCAAUGUCAAAUUUGUAUGGAGGGGAUUUUAAUCAGAAGAUUGAUUAUGUGUUCAAGGUCGUGUUGAUUGGGGAUUCCGCGGUAGGAAAAUCGCAGUUGUUGUCUAGGUUUGCCAGGAAUGAAUUCAGCUCGGAAUCGAAGGCCACAAUUGGGGUUGAAUUCCAGACAAAGACGCUCCUCAUCGAUCAAAAAACUGUCAAGUCACAGAUUUGGGAUACCGCAGGUCAAGAGAGGUAUCGAGCAGUGACAAGUGCUUAUUACAGAGGUGCGGUUGGUGCAAUGCUGGUUUACGACAUAGCAAAACGCCAAUCCUUUGAUCACAUGGCCAGAUGGCUGGAGGAGCUAAGAGGGCACGCUGACAAGAACAUCGUGAUAAUGCUGAUCGGGAACAAGUCCGAUUUAGCGACUCUCCGAGCAGUCCCCACAGAGGACGCUCAAGAGUUUGCUGAGAGGGAGAAUCUGUACUUCAUGGAGACGUCAGCUCUUGAAGCAACGAAUGUGGAGGGUGCAUUCAUGACCAUUCUCACGGAGAUAUACCGGAUCGUGAGCAAGAAGGCUCUGGCUGCGAAUGGUGAGUAUUCAAAGUCUUCGUCUUUGAAGGGCACUGCCAUCAUUGUUAAUGAUCAAGGAGAUAACAAAUCUAAGUCUGGUUGCUGCACAUGACCUGAGUGCUUUUUUCUUGAUACAUUACUGUGUACACACCUUUUUUGGUUUAGAUUAGAACUGGUGUUGCAUAACUGAGCAAAAUUUGAUGUAGCUUUCAAGAAAAGCAGCAAAGUACUUUGCUUUUGCAUUUUGAUGUACAUGUAGAA
Molecule: messenger RNA, 1111 nt
Organism: Salvia splendens (bonfire salvia)
Lineage: Eukaryota; Viridiplantae; Streptophyta; Magnoliopsida; Lamiales; Lamiaceae
Product: ras-related protein RABA4d
Exons: 2
Coding region: 303-962 (219 amino acids)
Molecular function (GO): GTP binding; GTPase activity
Source: RefSeq, a predicted model, not a curated record